Condylura cristata (star-nosed mole) is the source of this 1115-nucleotide messenger RNA. RefSeq names its product pleckstrin homology-like domain, family A, member 3 (gene PHLDA3). The record is from RefSeq and is a predicted model, not a curated record. Gene Ontology annotation, cellular component: plasma membrane. NCBI's taxonomy places the organism in Eukaryota, Metazoa, Chordata, Mammalia, Eulipotyphla, Talpidae. The transcript has 2 exons. Gene Ontology annotation, biological process: intrinsic apoptotic signaling pathway in response to DNA damage by p53 class mediator; positive regulation of apoptotic process; negative regulation of phosphatidylinositol 3-kinase/protein kinase B signal transduction. Gene Ontology annotation, molecular function: phosphatidylinositol phosphate binding. The coding region runs from base 39 to 416 and encodes 125 amino acids.
GCCGCAGCCGCCUGCUCGCCCGGGACCUCGGGGCGCCCAUGACGGCGGCCGCCACGGUGCUCAAGGAGGGCGUGCUGGAGAAGCGCAGCGGCGGGCUGCUGCAGCUGUGGAAGCGCAAGCGCUGUGUGCUCACCGAGCGCGGGCUGCAGCUCUUUGAGGCCAAGGGCUCCGGCGGCCGGCCCAAGGAGCUCAGCUUCGCUCGCAUCAAGGCCGUGGAAUGCGUGGAGAGCACCGGACGCCACAUCUACUUCACGCUGGUGACAGAGGGCGGUGGCGAGAUCGACUUCCGCUGUCCCCUCGAGGACCCUGGCUGGAACGCCCAGAUCACUCUGGGCCUGGUCAAGUUCAAGAACCAGCAGGCCAUCCAGACCGUGCGGGCCCGGCAGAGCCUCGGGACCGGGACCCUCGUGUCCUAAAGGGCCUGGCCUCCCAUCUUACCUUCAGGCUGCCCACCCACGAGGUGCACAGAGCCCACUCCAGCUUCCUUGCCCCUUUUGGCUCAUGGGGGCCUGACUGUGCCUGAGGUGGUGAGGCAGAAGCAGUGGACACAUGUGGAGGACAUGUUGGAGCUGAAGGAGUGGACUGGCCCACAAGGGGCUGAGGAUGAAGAUUCAGCCCCUGGACACUUUCAGACUCUCAGGACAUAGCCAGCUCAGGGCCUCGAAGCCCCUGGCCUGGCCUCGGGCGUCGUGAUGGAGAGCCGGCACCAGAGCCCCGCCCCGUGCCAGCCCUGCCAUCUGUUACACGCAGACUGCUGUUAGGCCCCGGCUUGGUGCCUGCCAGGAGGAGCGUCAUCCCCAUGGGGUUUAAGCCAGCGCCUCAGGAUUUGGGUGGGGGGCAACUUGGUACUCAGAGGAGGAACCACCCUGGACUCAUCAUGGCCAGGGGAGCUGAUGGGCCUGAUGCCCGCACUUGGGGGUCUCCUGCUGCUUAGGUCCUUCUGGGACCCCCACCCAUCCAGGCCCUCUCUUUGCACACUUGUUCCUCCACCUCCUGCCCAUCUUCCCUCCACUGUGGUGCCAGGCCUGGAGGUGGUGGGGUCUGGUGGGGGUUUGGCCAUUACCAUUUCAUACCUAUCCCAAAAUGAAGUUUCCUUGCCAAGGGCAGUGACCACA